AUGAGACGAGAAAGCCCACUGGCUGCCUUUGCGUAUCUUGUUCCGGAAGAAUCAUACCCACCUACCUGUGAGGAAGACUGCAGGAGGCAGUGGGCGUGGCUGCGGGCGCUGCGGAUCCUCGGGGCGUGGGCCCCGCCCCCGGCCGCGGCGCGCGUGCGCGGGGAUAAAAGCGAGGACCCGUCGGCGCGUGGUCAGGGCCUGGGCGGGGGCGGUGCGGCAAGUGGCUGCAUGGCGCAGGGCGGAGUGCGGCGGACAGCGGCCCUGGGCCUGGCGCUGCGGCUGCUGCUCGGCUUCGGGCUGGGCCUGGAGGCCGCCCCGACCCCGGUCCCGAUCCAGUUCUUGGCCCAGGCCCCAGGCUCGUGCCCGCCCACCAGCUUCCAGUGCCGCACCAGUGGCUUCUGCGUGCCCCUCACUCUGCGCUGCGACAGGGACAAGGACUGCCCCGACGGCAGCGAUGAGGAGGAGUGCAGAAUCAAGCCUUGUGCCCAGGACGGAGAGUGCCAGCCACCCACUGGCAGCCCCUGCACUUGUGACAACGUCGAUGACUGCCCAGAUGGCAUCGUGGAGAAUGUUCACAACUGCAGUUCCCAGCCCUGCCCGGCGGGGGAGCUCCGCUGCCCGCUAGGCGGUGCCUGCAUCCCACGCACCUGGCUCUGCGAUGGCCAUCCUGACUGUCCCGCCUCCAGUGACGAGCUUGGCUGUGGAACUGAGACCCUCCAGCAAGGGACUGCCACGUCCACGGGGACCCCUGUGACCCCGCACAGUGUCCCCUCUCUCAGGAAUGCUACAACGAGCCCCGUUGGGGACCAGGAUUCCGUUCAGUCUGGAAACCGGAGGGCUUAUGGGGUUAUCGCGGCUGCGGUGGUGCUCAGUGCCAGUGUGGCUGCCAUCUCCCUGUUCGUGCUGUUCCGGCUCUCUGCUCUGGGGUGCCUGCGCCCGCUGGGGCUGCUUAUGGUCGUGAAGGAGUCCCUGCUGCUGUCCGACAGGAGGACCUCGCUGCUCUGAGGACGAGCUCUUGCCACCACAGCUGGUCCCUGAGCAGGGGCAGCUAUGAGGACAUGUACCCCUGCAGCUGCUGGCAUACCAGCCCUCAGACGUGGGUCCUUCUGGCCGGGCAGCACCCGGACCUGAGCUCCUGAGCUGGCCCUGGAGAGGUGGGGGUGCCGGGACCCUCCCCCUGGAUUCAGGGAGCCUGGGUGGGGAGUAUGUCACAUCUGGAACUGAGGGGCUGACCCAGGGUGCUCCCAGGGGCGGCCCCACACAUAGACACUCCUGCUGCCCCCAUCUGAAGGUGCUGAUUAAAGUCACUUCACAUCGUC
This is a messenger RNA of Callorhinus ursinus (northern fur seal), 1319 nucleotides long. It is a transcript of the gene CD320, whose product is annotated as CD320 molecule. The record is from RefSeq and is a predicted model, not a curated record. Gene Ontology annotation, cellular component: plasma membrane. Gene Ontology annotation, molecular function: protein binding. Lineage: Eukaryota; Metazoa; Chordata; Mammalia; Carnivora; Otariidae.